AUGUCACCGUUUAACGAUACACCACACUACGAAGCGCACCGGAACUUUAUCGUUUCACUACGGACUCAACCGUGCGCCAACGUGCACUCGGUGCUCGCCGACGAACGGUGUUUGUUUGUGCGUGAGACGGAAGAAUGUCGCGAAGCAGUGCACUACAUCGAUUACAUGCGCUUUAUGUACUGUGUCGUCGACAGCUCAAAUGUUGCCCUAUUUUCUGCCGCCAUUGCCGGAUUGCUAAUGGUGGUCCUGGUUCUGGCUUCCAUAAUCCAUUACCUUUGCGUCCGCCGAUACGUUGAUGCCAUUCUGUAUGCUUCCAAGUCUUUCAGACUAACCGAAUACAUGGCCGGCGUCACGUUGCUCACGUACGGAAACGGCCUUCCGCACGUGCUGUCCCAGGUGAAACAUCAUCAAAUUGCCGAUACGGAACGGAUAUACAAUCAGUAUCUCGGCUCGGCCGUGUAUCAAAUAGCGUUUCUCGCGUCAACCAUCAUCUUCAUGGGAAGAAAGUUUUUCGUCCACCCGGAAGUAAUAGUUCCCAACAUUAUCGCGCUAAUGCUGGUGGCGGUGUUAGUGGAAGCCUUCAUGUAUGUCGAAUAUGUUGGCAUUUUUAAAACCACCAUUCUGCUGUUAGUUUACGCCGUUUUUCUGGUGGCUCUGAGCGCGAUCGCUUCCGCGCUGAAUAAGCGUGGUGACGGAGCGAGGAGCCUCAUACUGCUGCGGGAUGCGGACGGAAAUGUGCAGGAAAUCACAGAACCGGUCACGAACAGUGAGGAACGAUUCGGUUUGUGGCAACAGUGGUGUCACUAUCGUGACGCUUAUCGGGCGGCCAACUGGUACGGACGCUCCUACACAAUCUGCAUGGCGCCCGUCGAACUACUGGCUUUGCUUAUCCUGCCAAGAGUGCACCAUCAACUUCCUCUGCAUGGUUGGAACAAGUACCUCUUCAUCCUCUGCCUUAACGUGCUUCCACCGUUUCUGUUCUACACCUUACUCGGUGAGUCACUGACAGCGAACGAGAUCGGUUUUAUCUGUCUCGGAAGCCUUCUAACUACAGUUGCCGGUAGCGUCGCGAUCUGCAUCUUCACCACGAACGAUCAGAGACCUGCGUUCUUCGCCUAUGUCGCACUAUUCACGGUUUUCGGAACGUCCUAUUUGGUGCUGCUGGUCACCAGAGAACUGGUGGCCAUUUUGGAAACACUGUCAAUCAUCGCGGACAUUUCGCCGCCAACGUUCGCCAUCACGAUCCUCUCCUGGGGCCACUGUUGGAUCGAUCUGGUAACGUACAUCAGCCUAGCCCGCAGAGGCUACCAACGGCUAGCUUUUGCCGCGUGUUACGGGAGUCCUCUUUUCAAUAUUCUCAUCGGCCUCUGCGUUGUGUUCAGUGUGCAGAUGAUCCGAACCGGUUCGAUGACCAUCCACGUCCGUGACGGAGCAUCCGGACCAACUUGCGCUGUGCACAUCUUCGUUAUUUCCUUUGGGCUGCUUCUGACGCUCCUGUUUACCCGCUUCUGGGCACGGGCUAGUUUGGCAAUGUGCCUGAUGAAGUCAUAUGCCACCUUUAUGGUGUUCAUCGUGUUGCACGAAAUCGAGUUUCUGCACGGCUACGGCACCGACCACAAUGACGAUGGCGAAUUCUUCCAGGACCGGAUUCCCCAGCACGCCGGCGGUUGA
Anopheles cruzii is the source of this 1671-nucleotide messenger RNA. Its product is annotated as mitochondrial sodium/calcium exchanger protein-like. NCBI's taxonomy places the organism in Eukaryota, Metazoa, Arthropoda, Insecta, Diptera, Culicidae. Gene Ontology annotation, cellular component: membrane. The record is from RefSeq and is a predicted model, not a curated record. Gene Ontology annotation, biological process: monoatomic cation transport; transmembrane transport; intracellular calcium ion homeostasis. Gene Ontology annotation, molecular function: calcium:sodium antiporter activity. The transcript is spliced from 4 exons. The coding region runs from base 1 to 1671 and encodes 556 amino acids.